Messenger RNA from Dermacentor andersoni, 705 nucleotides. The record is from RefSeq and is a predicted model, not a curated record. NCBI's taxonomy places the organism in Eukaryota, Metazoa, Arthropoda, Arachnida, Ixodida, Ixodidae.
AUGAUACAACAGACUCGCACUGAUGCAGUGUCGCUACCCGGUUAUCGGGUAUACGCCAAGUCUCCGAAGGUCAGCGACGGUAGAGGCAUAUGCACAUUGGUUCGCAAGGGACUCACCUUCAUUGAGCACGAGUUGCACAACAGUAAAAUCGAAUACACUCUCAUCGAGGUCGUUACGGGCAAGAAACAAAGGAACAGCACCUUUAUGCUUAACGUCUAUAGUAGCCCUUCACACUGGAAGCAAAAAUUCAAGACGCUCCUUCACAGAGCCAGCACCGUGGCGGGCACUCACAGGCUCGUCGCCUGCGGAGACUUCAACGCGGCGCACCCGGCAUGGGGAUAUAACAAGCAAUUGGCCAAGGGGCGAGACCUGUUCCAAGACACAUUAGACCUGGGCUUCACCCUCAUCACAGACCCGUCUGAUGCUACAAGGAUUGGGAACUCUGUGUCAAGGGAUACGACGCCGGACCUUACGUUCGUGAAGAACGACGAGAAGGGAAAUAUCUCCUGGCGCAACACGGGGUCAGAGCUCGGCAGCGACCACUACAUCGUAGAGGUCAUCAUACCGGAGGAGGUCAAGGCCUCGGAGGAUACCAGAAAACAUAAUUUUACGGAUUGGGAUGCCUUCCAUAGCCUGUUACCAACGGAGAUGGAGGAAAUCGAGAACAGAAGAAUGCCGACAACAGUGCCUAGGCCUCAGGCGUAA